This is a messenger RNA of Manis pentadactyla (Chinese pangolin), 2445 nucleotides long. Its product is annotated as sex comb on midleg-like protein 1. The record is from RefSeq and is a predicted model, not a curated record. Gene Ontology annotation, molecular function: protein binding. The transcript has 3 exons. The coding region runs from base 184 to 876 and encodes 230 amino acids. NCBI's taxonomy places the organism in Eukaryota, Metazoa, Chordata, Mammalia, Pholidota, Manidae.
AUAGAGUAUCAGUCUUUCAUAAUAUAAAGCAAUGCUUCAUGGAAAAUAAGUUAUAAUACGUUUACUAUUUAUGUUAUUUCCUUUUCUACUCAUUCACAGUUGGUUUUUUAUGCUGGCUUUGUGUCAUUUCAGAAGUCACCUCAAGAUGCAUACACAUGUUCUAAUGGCCCGCUUUCCAAAAAGAUGAAACUGAAGAGAAGGGAAUCUAACAAUGGAGAUUCUUACCCUCAAAGUUGUUGCCACGUUUUGCCAGUAAGAAGGCAGGAAAAUGAUUUCAUUAGCAGCAUUGUGGGAACAUAUUUCCGCUCCAGUGGGUUCUGUGAGCAGGAUCUAGGGGUGAUCCACCUGGAGCUUAAAGACACACAGGAGGAGCAGGAGGAAGUGGAGUGGGAGCGGAAGUGGCUGCUGCGUUCAAACCAGAGCAGCCCCGCUCCCUCCGACAUUACCGCUGAUUCCUAUCAUUCGUGUCUAUGCCCGGAUGAUACACCAGAGGGCACCUGCUCCGGGCCCUGCUCUCCCGGCCAUGGGGCCCACAGCACCAAUAGUCUCUCCCCAUCUGCCGACUCUCCCACAGCGGUGUCUGCAGCCCAGCCGGCCCAAGCUACAGGUGCACCAGUUAGCGCUGGCUCGGAUAUGCUACAACGAAGCUUAUCUGAUGACCCUGAAUCUUGGUCCGUGGAAGAAGUGAUCCUGUUCCUGAAACAAAAAGAUCCUCAGAUAUCAGGCCUCCUCGCUGACAGCUUCAGGGAACAUGAAAUUGAUGGGCAGGCUCUGCUACUACUCAAAAGUGAGGUCAUGAUGAAGUAUAUGGGGCUGAAGCUUGGGCCAACAUUAAAGAUAUGUUACUACAUUGAGAAACUUAAAGAAGGAAAAUAAAAUUGAAAAAAAACGUAUAACCUUAGAUUGGACAUAAUUCUUAGUUGUCCUGAUAACUUUAAGUAUCUUAAUUCUCUUAGUUUUUUCGCAGACAGUUCCUCUAAAAAUAUAUUACACCCAGAACUGCAGAACUACAUCACAGUCCAGGCUACUUUAGAAACCAUUUAACAUGUUAGUAAUAGCAUAUCCAAAUUGGCAGUUCUUUAUGUCUUUUUAUUAUAUUACAUUCUAUUGUUUUAUUAUACAGUUUUCAAGAGUACUUUGUGCUGGAAACAGAAACACCUUUGAUUUUGGUUAAUAUUUAUAUGUAGAAAAAAAACAGCUAAAUCACAAAGGGGAGAGUAUCAGGGACUGACAACUUCUCAAAUGAAAUUCAGGAUAAGUUUUCUUUAGAAGAGAAUUUAAAGAUACAGCUGUAGCAUCUCUUUCUCAAAUAUUUUCUGUCUCUUACAGCAAUGCUCUCUUUGUGUUUUACCAGUUUCCACAAAGGGAAUAGGCAUAUAAAUUAUUUUCCUUUUGUUAUUAUUUUUCUGUAUGUUGUAUUUGUUCAUAUUUAAAGAAAAACAAGCUUACUAAUUUUCAUAAAGUGUUCUUAGUUUUUGAUGAACCUUGAACAAUUAUAGGAUAGAAUGGUUGUUUUAUGCAGGAGAUAUUAUACUACAAGUAUGGUUUGGAGUCUGAUUAAAUUUUUUUCAGUGAAAUACCUGUAUCUGAAAACUUUAGAUUAGACAUUUAACCAGACAUUCAGUUGUGACAUCUCUAUAUGAAGAGACCUAAGCCCAAAUUUUAAAAAGAUAAAUAUUUUAUUGUCUGUGUUUAUUCCUCAUAUGGAUGCUUUACCAUAAUUAUAUAUUAUUCUAUACCUGUAGGUAUACAAGCAAGUAAAUCUGUCUUUUUGAGUUUAAUAUUUUACUUUGCACUGCUACAGAGAUAAUGAUUAUUUAUAUAGGUAGAUGUUUUUAUUCUGUAAAAAAUAGGUGCACCAUUUGCUAUCAUUAGUUCCUCUCAGCUUAGUCUUCAGGGGAUAAGAAACAAUCCAUAGAUUGGUUUCCAUACAGGGAAGUUCUCUGUCCUAUGCAAUGUUUCUACUUAAUAUGCUUCAUUCUGAGCCAUUUAUUCUGAUACAUUUUGAAGAUGUAUUAAUUCUAACAUCACUUUAGGCUUUAUUUUCAAAAAGAAACUUUAAAGUUUUAGAACUUUAAAGGGGAAAAGGUGCUAUAUGUUUAUUAUUAUUACUUUGUGUAACUAUGCUGUAAUGUUUAUAAGCUACGAAAAUCUGUGCUAAAAAUAUUAGCCAUUUGUUGUAAAUGCCAACAAAACAUACACCAGGGGCAAGAAUGUAUAUUUUCUUUUUCUAGAAAACCAAAUAUACUUUAUACAUGAAUGCAAUUAUUUAAAGUGUUCUUGUGAUGUUAUUCUUUUUGUGUUAGAAGACAAAAUUCUAAUUUAAACUUGGUCUUUUUUUCAAACUGUAUGAAGAUGCUGUGCCCAGUUGAACAAGCCUCAGGUGUUUGUAUGGAUAAUAUGUUUUAAAAUUCUCAGAUUUUUAAGUACAAUAAAGUUGAAUAA